CACGCCGCUCACUCUUACGUCCCGUCCCUGAGCGGUGAGCUGGCCACGGCACAGAUUUCUCCUCUCUGCUCGGAUUACUUAUCUCUUCUCUAACGAAGCUCUUUCUCGUUUUGUUCCUCCGUGCCCGGUAGAUACCGGAGUAUUCCGCAGUGAUCUGUUUGGUGCGCAGUAGUGCGCAAAACCUAUUGCGAGGCUGCGCCUCCGCGGCAAUGGAUUGAUCUCAGUGUGGUGGGUUUUUUUUUUUUCCUUUUUCUUUUUUUUUCUUUUCUUUACGACCUCUGCUUCGACUAAGUUGAGAAAACAGUCUCUAACCUGCGGCUCUCUCCUUCCAGCUGCGCGUUUCACCAGCGGAGCUCGAAAAGUACCGGGAUCUGGAUGUUUUUGCACAUUUUAGGACUUUGAACUUUUUCUUUUUUUUUUUUUUCAACCCUCCUUGAUGUGUUUGCAGGAGGUUUGCCUGGGAUUCUAAGGAUAUAUCUAUCUCUUAUUUAUUUUUUUUUUGGAGGGGGGGCUUUUCAACAUCUUCUCCGAGGUUUCCUGAAAGCCUGCAGAGAUUUAUUCGUGAAAAGUGAUGGCCGAGCGAGGAGCUCCGGCGCUCCUCUCUCUCCUCUGUCUCACCUUUCUCUUCACGGAGACCACGGCGGCAAAGCAUGUCGACAAAGGCUCAGCAACGCAGCCCUUCAGCCCUUUCUGGUUCACGGUGGAGCCCCAGGACACGCUGGCCAUCCGGGGGAACUCCGCGCUGCUCAACUGCUCGGUGCACAGCGACGAGGCCUCGCCGGCGCGGAUCGAGUGGAAGAAGGACGGCACCUUCAUGAGUUUGGUCUCGGACGAGAGGCGGCGCGUCCUUCCGGACGGCUCGCUGUUCUUCGCCCAUGUGGUCCAUUCAAAGCACAACAAGCCGGACGAGGGCACGUAUCAGUGCGUGGCCAACAUCGACAAUGUGGGCUCCAUCUCCAGCCGCACGGCGCGCCUCGCUGUAGCAGGGAUUCCCCGGUUCGCCAGCCAGCCGUCGCCGGCCUCCGUCCACGUCGGGGACAAUCAGGUGAUGGCGUGCGAGGUCAACUCGGACCUGGUUCCGUUCACGCGCUGGGAGAAGGACAAGGAGGCGUUGGAGCUGAGUGACAGGUUGAUCCAGCUGCCCAGCGGGGCCCUCGUUAUCAGCAACGCCUCGGAGACGGACGCCGGCCUCUAUCGCUGCGUCGUGGAAAACGUGGGUUCCUCCAAGUCCAGCGACGAGGCCCCGCUGCAGACCAUCCCAGAACCUGGAGUGGAGAGGAAGCUGGAGUUCCUGGUGCAGCCUGCGCCUGUGGCCAAGCUGCUGGGUGCUGGCGUGUUGCUGCCGUGCGUGGCCACAGGUUACCCCCCACCACACAUCCGCUGGAUGUUUGGAGACAAAGCGCUGGAGGAAAGCAAUGGUCGUGUGGAAGUGACGGCAGGCGGCAGUCUCCAGAUUUCCAACCUUACGGAGGAAGAUGGAGGCGUGUACACCUGCGCGGCUGAAAACUCCAACACCACCAUCGAAGCCCAGGCCCAGCUCACAGUUCAAGUUCCUCCCCAGUUUGUCAAACGGCCCACCAACAUCUACGCCCACGAGUCCAUGGACAUCGUCUUCGAGUGCGAAGUUUCGGGCUCGCCCGCUCCCACCGUCAAGUGGGUCAAGAACGGAGACGCCGUCAUCCCCAGCGACUACUUCAAGAUAAUUAAGGAGCACAACCUGCAGGUUCUGGGUCUGGUCAAGUCUGACGAAGGUUUCUACCAGUGCCUGGCAGAAAACGAUGCCGGCAACAUCCAGUCGAGCGCGCAGCUCAUCAUCUUGGAUCACGACGUAGCCCUGCCCGCCUUCCCCCCCCCUUCACUGACUCCUAACACUACUGACCAUGUAACAGCAGGCUCUGGAGGCGUGGCCGCGCCGGCGGGGCCCACCCCCUCCGCGCCGCGGGACGUCGUGGCUUCCCUGGUCUCCACCCGCUUCAUCAAGCUGACGUGGCGCCAGCCGGCCGAGCCGCACGGAGACGACCUGACCUACUCCGUGUUCUACAGCCAGGAGGGCACCAGCAGGGAGCGGGUGGUGAACACCAGCCGACCAGGAGAGAUGCAGGUCACCAUCCAGAACCUGAUGCCAGACACCAGGUAUCGCUUCAGGGUGGUGGCGCACAACAGCAAUGGCCAGGGCGAGAGCUCAGCAGCACUCAAAGUGGCCACCCAAGCUGAAGUACAAGUGCCGGGUCCAGCUCCCAACCUGCAGGCGGUGUCCAACACUCCGACCUCCGUCUUCCUCAGCUGGGAUAAACCCCUCACAGGCAACGGGGACAUCCUCUCCUACAAGCUCUACUACACAGACAGGAGCGUUGGCACCGAAGAGGAUGUUGACAUAGACGGCCAGUCGUACACCAUGGCUGGACUGAAGAAGAACACAGAGUACAGCUUCCGCGUGGUGGCCAACAACAAGCACGGCCCGGGGGUCUCCACGGAGGACGUCAUGGUCCGGACACUUUCUGACGUUCCAAGCGCCCCUCCUCAAAAUCUCACUUUGGAGGUCCAGAACUCAAAGGGCAUCAUGGUUCGGUGGCAUCCGCCUCCGCUCAGUGGCCAGAAUGGGGAAAUCACCAGCUACAAGAUACGCUACCGGAAAGUUCCACGGAGGAGCGAAUCAGCUGUGACCACUGCUGGGACGGAGCUCUACAAGCUCAUCGAUGGUCUGGAGCCCGGAACGGAGUACUCCUUCCGAGUGUCGGCCGUGACUGUGAACGGGACCGGACCGGCCACCGAGUGGGCCCCGGCAGAGACGUUUGAGAGCGACCUGGACGAAUCUCGCGUACCGGACCAGCCCAGCUCGCUGCAUGUCCGCCCGCUGGUCAACAGCAUCGUGGUGAGCUGGACGCCACCGGAGAACCAGGACAUCGUGGUGCGCGGCUACACCAUCAGCUACGGCAUCGGGAGCCCCCACGCUCAGACCAUCAAAGUGGACUACAAACAGCGCUACUACACUAUUGAGAACCUCAACUCCGGCUCCCACUACGUGAUCACGCUGAAGGCCUUCAACAACGUGGGGGAGGGGAUCCCCGUGUACGAGAGCGCAGCCACCAGAGUGCAGUCAGACCCCAUAGACCCCGAUGUUGACUUGUACGAACUGUUCCAUGCUCCAUACACCCCAGCGCCCGACCCCAGUCCCAUGAUGCCUCCCGUGGGCGUGCAGGCCUCCGUUCUGAGCCACGACACCAUCAAGGUGACGUGGGCCGACAACUCACUGCCCAAGAACCAGAAGAUCACCGACAACCGCCACUACACCGUGCGAUGGAAGACCAACAUCCCCGCCAACACCAAAGUGAAGAUGGCCAACAGCACAAGCCUGAGCCACGUAGUGACAGGCCUGAAGCCCAACACACUUUACGAGUUCUCCGUCAUGGUGACCAAGGGCCGCCGCGCCAGCACAUGGAGCAUGACCGCUCAAGGGACCACCUUUGAGACCAUCCCCAGCUCCGCCCCAAAAGACGUGACAGUGGUGAGCAAAGAGAACAAGCCACGCACCAUAAUAGUCAACUGGCAGCCUCCCUCUGAAGCCAAUGGGAAAAUUACCGGUUACAUUAUCUACUACAGCACAGACGUCAACGCGGUGGUCCACGACUGGGUCAUCGAGCCUGUGGUGGGGAACCGCCUCACACACCAGAUCCAGGAGCUGACUCUGGACACGACGUACUACUUCAAGAUCCAGGCCAGGAACUCCAAAGGAAUGGGGCCCAUGUCGGAGCCUGUUCAGUUCAGAACUCCCAAGACUGAGUCCUCUGACAAAAUGGCUAAUGACCAAGCUUCAAAUAUCCCACCAAAGCCAGGACCUCCAGGCAACUCGUAUCCAGUUGCCCCUCGAAAUUCAGAUGGUAAAAUAGGUCCUAGAAAUGAGAAUCUCACCGUGAUCAUCGUCAGCAUAAUCGCAGUGGGAGUCUUCACCACCAUAGUGGUGGUAGUGGGAGCCUUACUGUGCACGCGGCGCAGCACGUCCCAGCAGAAAAAGAAGCGAGCGGCCUCGAAAUCAUCAAAUGGUUCCCAUAAGUACAAGGGAAACUCCAAAGACCUGAAGCCGCCCGACCUUUGGAUUCACCACGAGAGGCUGGAACUGAAACCCAUAGACAAGUCGCCGGAACCCAACCCAAUCAUGACCGAGACGCCCAUCCCUCGCACCUCGCAGGACAUCACCCCCGCCGACAGCGGCCUGGAGAGCAACCCCCACCUGCAGCAGAGGCGCAACUCCUACCGAGGCCACGAAUCAGACGACAGCAUGUCCACACUUGCAGGCCGCCGGGUGAUGAGGCCUAAAAUGAUGAUGCCUUUUGACGCUCAGCCGCCCCAGCCCGUGAUUAGUGCUCACCCCAUCCAUUCCCUCGAUAACCAUCAUCACCAUUAUCACAUGGGCAGCCUGGUAUCACCGACACGCAGCUACCUCUACCAUCAAGGCAGCGGGUACCCUCGCCCGCACGCCUGCGCCUCCCCCAUCUCCCACCUAGAGAGGGUGGACUCUUCAGAAUCCGUGAGGAACACGCCGAGUUCGGAGCCCCUCCCUCCGCCUACCGCCUCCUCCCAGGUCUCCUGCCCCUCCGAGAUCAUGGCUGACCCAGAGGGCAGCUACCACGGCUCCACCACCACCGAGGAAGAGCCCAGCUACUCCAGCAACCUGCCGCCACAUCGGCCAGCCCACCCGCACGCCCACGCACACCCCCUCAAGAGCUUCGCCGUGCCGGCGAUCCCGGUCUCCGGCCAUCCGUCAUACGAGUCCCCCGCCCUGCCCAGUACGCCUCUGCUCGCUCAGACCGGUGAGCACUCACCUCAGACAUACCCAGAGUCUGUUUACCACCAGUGGCCCCCCACUCACCCUCACGUUGUAAAAACAGCCUCCAUUGGAACACUAGGAAGAACACGCACUCCAAUGAUCGUAACGGUGCCCAACGCCCCCGACGUACCAGAGACGAGCAAAAUGCUGGAGGAUGUAGACAGCGUGCUUGCCUCCCUGCCCCCCUGUCCCUCCCCGGCCCCCCGCAGUAACCCUAUUCCUCUCCCUCAGAGCUACGAGCCCGACGAGCUGACCGAGGAGAUGGCGCACCUCGAGGGCCUGAUGAAAGACCUGAACGCCAUCACGACAGCGCCAUGACCACGCACUCGCUCGCUCGCUCAGAGAGACGCACUCGCACACACUCCCGCACACACCCACACACACGCGUAUGCAGAAACAAGCCACACGACUUUCACAAGCAAAACACAUCCAGAGGCCACGUGGACACAAACCCGGCCUCCUGCGGCCCCCGACGGAGACAACGGAACCUCCAGACUGAAACGUAGGAACUGCUUCUUCUUCUUCUUCAGUCUCAGACAGGAGAUUGCCACGACGAGGAGGAGGAGGAGGAUAAAUCGAGACGCUUCAUGUUGAUAUGAAGAACAAACCUCAGAGACGAUGAACUUUUUGGUUGCUUUCAGCCGAACGAUUGUGAAUCUCACCUUUUUUUGUUUUUCCUCGCUGGUCGACUCGGCAUGAAGUGAAGAGGUGGAAAGAUCAUAAACAUGCGGGGGAGGGGUUUUUAUUGAUGCCGGCGCUCGUGCGGUGCCGACUACAACACGGUGUUUGAUCAGUGUUUACUUUGUGCGUUUUGUAUAUCUAUUGGGCUGUUUCAGUGAAGUGAGCAUUGGAUGUCAGCUCCUCCCAUUUACUAUUUUUUUUUACUGUUUUGU
Molecule: messenger RNA, 5718 nt
Organism: Xiphophorus maculatus (southern platyfish)
Lineage: Eukaryota; Metazoa; Chordata; Actinopteri; Cyprinodontiformes; Poeciliidae
Gene: neo1a
Product: neogenin 1
Exons: 29
Coding region: 572-5143 (1523 amino acids)
Biological process (GO): cell-cell adhesion
Cellular component (GO): membrane
Molecular function (GO): protein binding
Source: RefSeq, a predicted model, not a curated record